AUGCUGAAUAGCAACUCAUUCAAUGCCACGUCAGCACCGACACCACCGCCAUGCGGCGCGCCGAUCGAUUCAGGAUCGUCAGUCGUGUUCAUUUCCGUGACAGUCGCGGCGUUCAUCGCUAUUGUAAUCGCUACUGGGAUCGGCGUCUAUGUUUUUCGCAAGCUCGGGUGGUGUGCAUAUGUAGAUCCAGCGGCCGAACGACUGCGAAAUUUUCGCCAAUCGGCGAGAGUCACCAAGCCUUCGCAGGGCCUGGAUUCAAUACUCGUUGGCUCCUUUCCGGUCUACACGUUUCGCGGCGACAAAUCGGCCAGUCGCGAAGGCACCACCGAGUCAACCGGGCUAGCUUCCCUUCACGCGAUCAGUGGCGAAGUCUCACAAUCUUUGAGCUCCUCCCGUCAAAUCAGCAACGACCACAUUUCAAUCUCUCGCUGCUUAACCAGGGAGGAGAAGAGCAGCUACGGAGAUGAUCUGGCGAAAGAAAGCCCCAAUGAAACUGGUUCAAAUGUUGGAGGGGAAAUCGUGGUAACCAUCGAAGGCGUCGAGCACUUCAUGUCUUCAUUGAUCGGCGACAGCAAGGCCCUGGUCGCGAAUCUGGCGUGGGCGUGUCGGCGCGAGUGCGCGGUGUGCCUGGGCGAGUACGCGGCGGGCGAGCGCAUCAAGGUGGUGCCGGCGUGCGCACACGGCUUCCACGCCGACUGCAUCGACCUCUGGCUCGCCGCCAAAACCACCUGCCCCAUCUGCCGCCAAGACCUCUCGCCUGGUAAAGCCGCCGUUGCUCCCACCGACUCCACCAUCCAAAUCACUCAAGAAGGGGGUUCUAUGUCUGAAGUUAUAAUUAGCAGCGGGGCAACGGCAGAAGAAACAGGGGGGGGAGGAACAGGGACAGUACUGACACCAGUACGGGCAGCAGAAGCAGCUGUGGUGGACAGGGGGGCUGGAGGACCAGUUCGCGAAUUCGUGGUAACCAUUCAAGGCGACGAGGACUUCGUGUCUUCGUUGAUCGGCGACAGCGAGGCCCUGGUCGCGAAUCUGGCGUGGGCGUGUCGGCGCGAGUGCGCGGUGUGCCUGGGCGAGUACGCGGCGGGCGAGCGCAUCAAGGUGGUGCCGGCGUGCGCACACGGCUUCCACGCCGACUGCAUCGACCUCUGGCUCGCCGCCAAAACCACCUGCCCCAUCUGCCGCCAAGACCUCUCGCCUGGUAAAGCCUCGACAGACGGGGCGGCCGUCGGGCCCCAUUCCGACGCCCCGUCCACCACUCCGCGACCAGCCACUUUCUCCGUAAGUCGUGUCCCCGCCACUCCCACUAUCCUGACUUGCACGCCCACGUUUCUCCUCCCCGCGCGCGCUCCUACCCCGAACCAGCGCGGCAUCCUCUUUCCACCCCGCGCGCGCUCUUCCCGCCUCCCGCGCGGCAUCCUCUUGCCUCCCCGCGCGCGCAUUUGCUGCCUCCCCGGCGGUCUCCUCUCACCAUCCCUAGCGUGCGGCACGCGCCUUUAUAGCGCGCGCGCCUGUUGCCUCCCCGCAUGGCCUCCCCUCAGCAUCCCGCGCGUGCUCCUCGACUACUCCAACUCGCGUGAGCCUCUCGCCUUAGCGCGCGCUUCACUUGCCUCCAUGCGCGGGCUCCUCUCACCUCCCCGCUCGUCCUCCUCUCGCCGCCUCACGCGUGCAUCUCUCGCCUCCCCGCGCCAUCCUCUCACCUCCCCGCACGUGCGACACUCGCCUCCCCUCGCGAGCUCCUCUCUCCUCACCUCCAAUGCUUGCUCCCCUCCCCUCCCCGCGCAUGCUCCUUUCUCCUCACCUCCCCACGUGUGCGACUCUCUGCUCACCCUGCGUGCGGCUCUCGCCUCCCCGCACGUGCUUCCCCCUCCUCACCUUGCGUGCUUCUCUCGCCUCCCCGCGCGUGCUCCUCACUCCUCACCCUGCGUGCUCCUCUCGCCUCCCCGCAAGUGCCCCUCUCUCCUCACCCUGCGUGCUCCUCUCGCCUCAACGCACGUGCUCCUCUCUCCUCACCAAAGGGCGUCCUCAAGCCUCCCCGCGCGUGCUCCUCUCUCCUCCCCGCGCGUGAUCCUCUCUCCUCACCGUGCGCCUCUCUCCUCACCGUGCGAGCGCCUCUCUCCUGACCUUGCGUGCUCCUCUGCUCCUCUGUUCCCCCUCUCCCCCUCUUUUUCUGCCCUGCUCCACUUUUCCCCCCUGCUCCUCUUUCGCUCUCUGCUUCUCUUUCCCCCCUCUGCUUCUCUUCGGCUCCUGCCACCCCUCGCGUUCUCCUCUCUGUUCACCCACUCGUUCUCGUCUCGCCUCCCCGCGCAUGCUCCUCUUUCCACGCCUUGCGCGCUCCUCUCGCCACCCCUCGCGUGCUCCUCUCGCCACCCCUCGCGUGCUCCUCUCGCCACCCCUCGCGUGCUCCUCUCGCCACCCCUCGCGUCCUCCUCUCGCCUUUAUAGCGAAAUGAGGGUCUUGCCUCAUUUCGUGGCCUCCACCCAUCAUCCCGCGUGUGCUCCUCCUGCCACCCCUCGCGUUCAUCUCUCUGUUCCCCUACUCGUUCUCCUCUCGCAUCCCCGCGCAUGCUCCUCUCUCCUCACCUUGCGCGCUCCUCUCGCCACCCCUCGCGUGCUCCUAUCACCUCCCCUCGCCAUCUCCCCUCGGACAGGUGGGGUGCUCCUCUCUCCUCACCUCCCGUGCUCCACUCGGACAGGUGGGGUGCUCCUCUCUCCUCACCUCCCGUGCUCCACUCGGACAGGUGGGGUGCUCCUCUCUCCUCACCUCCCGUGCUCCACUCUGACAGGGCAGGGUGCUCCUCUCUCCUCACCUCCCGUGCUCCCCUCUGACAGGUGGGGUGCUCCUCUCUCCUCACCUCCCGUGCUCCCCUCUGACAGGGCAUGGUGCUCCUCUCCUCUCGCCUCCCGUGCUCCCCUCUGA
This is a messenger RNA of Closterium sp. Yama58-4, 2916 nucleotides long. The record is from the annotation of a GenBank genome assembly. Lineage: Eukaryota; Viridiplantae; Streptophyta; Zygnematophyceae; Desmidiales; Closteriaceae.